Molecule: messenger RNA, 396 nt
Organism: Durusdinium trenchii
Lineage: Eukaryota; Dinophyceae; Suessiales; Symbiodiniaceae
Source: the annotation of a GenBank genome assembly
AUGGAGCCGUUGCGCGCUUGGAGGGCGCCGUCGUGGCGAACCCCGGCGGAACGCCGCGCGGCACCCCGCGCAGUGGCCGCGGCACCGCGGCACCCGCAGGCGACGGAAGCGGGUGGCGACGAAGAGGACUGUGUUGCACGCUCCGUCGCUGGUCAAGACGAGCGUUUGGGCUGGGACUCGCAGAUCGUCCUGGGUGCCUUGCGCCUGUACCGGCAAUUCAUCUCGCCGCUGCUGCCGCCCAAUUGCCGAUACGCGCCCAGCUGCUCCAGGUAUGGCAUCGAGGCGGUGAAGCGAUAUGGUGCUUUGCAGGGCGGUGUGUUGCUGAUUUGGCGGCUCAUUCGUUGCACUCCCUUGGUCCCCAUCGACCGGAGCAAGCUGGUUUUGUGUGGCAGAUGA